Pelagomonas calceolata is the source of this 1168-nucleotide messenger RNA. The record is from the annotation of a GenBank genome assembly. Lineage: Eukaryota; Pelagophyceae; Pelagomonadales; Pelagomonadaceae.
GGUAUUUUCAGAGAGGCGCGGCUUGUUUUGAGAUAAUAACUCCGGGAGGAAAGCCUCUCUGACCAGCAGGACAAAGAGGCUCAUUCGUACGCCAUCGCUGCGCGCCUGCGCCGAGCACGAUGGCCGAACUCGCCGCCACGACCGAGCUCACCGCCCUCACAGAUGAAGCCUCCCUCACCGCUCUAGGCAGCGGCAAGGUAGCCGUCCUCUUCGGCGCGGACUGGGACCCGCCCUCGCAGCAGCUCACCCAACUCCUCACGGAAGCAGCAUCUAAAAAGACCUACGGCACCGUCACCCUCGCGACGGCCGACGCCGACACGUGCGAAGCUUUAGCGGACGCGUUCGACGUCGAGGCUUUACCUACCCUACUGCUGCGAGAGAAUAAUACUACGGUCGCGACGCACGAGGCGCCUUCAGCUGCUCUAGUGAACGAGACCCUGCAAGAAUUCGCGAAGCGAGAAAGCGUCCCGACGACGCCGUCGGACGCCGAAGCCGUCGCAAAAACAAGAUUAGAAUUGCGACUCAAGCAGUUGAUAAGUGGCGCGCCGGGCAUGCUCUUCAUGAAGGGGAGUCCCGAUACGCCGCGAUGCGGCUUCUCGCGGCAGAUCGUGGAGUUGCUGCGGGAGGCGUCCGUACCUUUUUCACAUUUCGACAUAUUGACGGACGAAGAAGUGCGCCAAGGCCUGAAGAAGUUCAGCGACUGGCCGACGUACCCCCAGUUCUACGCGAACGGGGAACUCGUCGGUGGCCUGGACAUUUUGAAGGAAAUGGUCGCGGAAGGCGAUCUGAAGGGACAGCUCGACCUGAAGCCCAUCGAUGAUAACAUCAUCGACGGCCAGGACGAGGAAACAGCAUUGAACGAAAGGCUGAAGGCCCUCACGAGUCAAUCGAAGUGCAUGCUGUUCAUGAAGGGCUCGCCCGACAACGAGCGCUGCGGCUUUUCCCGCACGAUCGUGGCAUUGCUGCGGGAGCAUAGUGUAGAAUUCGACUCCUUCGACAUUUUGACGGACAACGACGUGCGCCAGGGGCUCAAAAAGUUCAGCGACUGGCCGACGUAUCCGCAGCUGUACGUCGACGGCGAGUUGGUGGGGGGCCUGGACAUCGUCCAGGAGAUGGCCGCCGACGGCGGGCUGAAGGGCCAGUUGGGGCUGUAAGUUUCUUGUUUGCA